UCUGGAGGUUGGAGCUGUCUAGUCACCAUGAAGCUGGUCCUGACACUGCUGGGGGCGCUGGUGGCGGCAACCUCCGCCAGGAUGGCCGGCAAGUUGCCUGGUGGCUUCCGCAUUGAGUCCGGCUUCUCCUGCCAGGGACGCGAGUAUGGCUACUACGCCGACGUUCAGAACCGCUGCUCCGCCUACCACAUCUGUAACCCCGUGUACGACGACGAGGAGAAGUUCGUGGAGCUGGCACACUUCUCCUUCCUGUGUGGGCCCGGGACCAUCUUCGACCAGAAGCUGCUGGCCUGCACCCACCCGAAGAAGGCCUACCCCUGUGCCGAGGCUGAGACCAUAUACGACUCCUCCAACUACCAGCUGCGAGCCGAGUGGGAAGACUACAAGCUUAAGAUUGCUGCAGCUCAAUUAUCUUAAGUCACCCUUGCGAACCGAAUAGAAAACGAGGCGCCUCUGCAACAUGUCCUUCCCCUUUUCAUAAACAUUAUGUCGA
Messenger RNA from Procambarus clarkii (red swamp crayfish), 493 nucleotides. Its product is annotated as U-scoloptoxin(01)-Cw1a. Gene Ontology annotation, molecular function: chitin binding. NCBI's taxonomy places the organism in Eukaryota, Metazoa, Arthropoda, Malacostraca, Decapoda, Cambaridae. The record is from RefSeq and is a predicted model, not a curated record. Gene Ontology annotation, cellular component: extracellular region.